AUGACCAGACCAAGCGGAGGCACUCAAGCCUCAACGCGUCGACAGGACUACUCAUCCGUCAACAACCAGAUAUCGGACGAUGAAUCCCUCCUCGUCUCAGACGAGAGCUUCGAGGAGCUUCGUCAUGGAAAGGAGGCUCGCGCCGACGACUUCUCUAGCGGCGACGAAGACGAGGACAAUGUGAAAUUAUUACCGCUGUCGAAAGACAAGCACUACGACGCUGCACCCUCGAGUCGAACUAGUUUGCCGAUGGAAGAUUCCCCCGAGAACAAUCAGGAUGUGGGGCUACGCAUUGAGCAGGUUCUUGAACGUGAACGGAAGCUCAUGCUCGGGGACUCGUUUGAUACUGAUCUAGAAGAUGGACACUCGAACCUGGUCCUCAGUGACGACGACGAUGAUUAUGGGGUUCCGCUAGUUAAGGGCUCGCGGGGAUCGAAAGACCAGGGGGGCAUGUGGUGGAAGUCAGGGUUGAGAGGCUUGAUCCCUUUGAACAAAUGGUGGCAUUCUAUUCCUUUCGGACUAGUUGCUAUCGGGGUCAUGUGGCUGGCUAUGCAGGGUCUAUACUGGUUGAGGUCUGAGAGACCCAGGAAAGACUAUGAAUCUGUACCCUGGUAUCCCACUCCAAUGGGAGGUACCGGUGCUGCGUGGAAAGAGAGCUACGACAAGGCGCAUGAUAUGGUUGAGCGGAUGACGCUAGUCGAGAAGGUCAACGUCACGACAGGAACGGGUUGGCAGAUGGGUCUUUGCGUUGGAAACACCGGUCCUGCUGUCACUGCUGGCUUCCCAUCACUCUGUCUUCAAGAUGGCCCGUUGGGUUUACGGUAUACCCAAAACAUCACCGCAUUCCCGGCGGGCAUCACGACUGGCGCGACCUGGAAUCGCGAGCUCAUGCUUGAGCGCGGGUUGGCUUUGGGUCAAGAAGCCCGUCAAAAAGGUGUUAACGUCAUUCUGGGCCCUUCAAUGGGCGCACUGGGCAUGAACCCUGCUGGUGGUCGCAAUUGGGAGUCCUUCGGAUCCGAUCCUGUGCUGCAGGCCGUUGCUGCUGCUGAGACCAUCCGUGGUAUUCAGCGCAAUGGUGUGAUGGCAACGGCAAAGCAUUUCGUAAUGAACGAACAAGAGCACUUCCGCCAGCCGUACGAGUGGGGUAUCCCAACGGCACUUUCAUCGAACAUUGACGACCGUACUUUGCAUGAGGUAUUCGUCUGGCCGUUCGCUGAGAGUGUCCGAGCUGACGUCGCGAGUGUGAUGUGCGCAUAUCAGCAAGUUAACAACAGUCAUGCGUGCGAGAACAGCAAACUCUUGAAUGGUAUUCUCAAAGAUGAGCUUGGCUUCCAGGGGUUUGUGCAGUCGGAUUGGCUCGCUCAACGAUCAGGCGUGCAGAGCGCGCUCAGUGGUCUUGACAUGAGUAUGCCUGGUGAUGGUCUCAGAUGGGCAGAUGGUGAUCCGCUCUGGGGUUCUCAUUUGACUCGUGCAGCAUUGAAUACAUCAGUCCCUAUGAAUAGGAUCAACGAUAUGGUCACCCGUAUUGUUGCGGCUUGGUUCCAUUUCCGCCAGGAUCACUGGCACCGGCCUCCGCCGGAGGGUGACGGUGGUCCGAACUUUUCCUCUUGGACCACGGAAAGGAUCGGCAGUCUGCACUCGGGUAGCCCUGACGAUCUCAGCAAGGAGGUUGUUAAUCAUUUUGUCGACGCACAGGGGACGGGAGCUCGGGCGCAUUCACUUGUGGCCCGCAAGGUGGCCGCAGAGGGAACUGUGCUCUUGAAGAACAUCGAUAACACGCUUCCAUUCGAUCGCAAUGUGUCCAUUCCCGGGAGAAGAUACCGCGUUGGUGUCUACGGGGAAGAUGCUGGUCCUGGACAGGGCCCCAACGUCUGCCCCGACCAUGGUUGCAAUCAGGGUACUCUAGCUGAAGGAUGGGGCAGUGGGGCGGUCGACUUCCCAUACCUGAUCUCCCCUUGGGACGCUUUGCAAACCGCAUGGAACCCCGAGACAGUCGAUAUUCGGGGUUACUUGACAAACGCUGUUGCCGUGAAAGACGUUAAGGAACAGGAUCUCUGCGUGGUCUUCGCUAACUCCGACGGAGGUGAAGGUUUCAUUAGAAACGCUGGCGUCAAUGGAGAUCGCAACGAUCUAUUCCUGCAGAGGAAUGGCGUUGCACUGAUUGAGCGUGUAGCCCGUCACUGUGGAAGCGGCCAUGGUAAGACAGUUGUCGUGGUGCACUCCAUUGGCCCCGUGGUCCUCGACUCCUGGAUCGACUUUCCCGGUGUGCACGCUGUUGUCUAUGCCAAUCUUCCCGGUCAAGAAAGCGGGAACGCCUUGGCCGACGUGCUAUUCGGCGAUAUUGAUGCCAGUGGGCGUCUGCCAUAUACAAUUGGUCACUCCCUGGAGGACUACGGCCCGGGCGCACAAGUGCUAUAUGAGACUGGUGAUCCCGUCCCCCAAGUCACCUUCCAACAGGGGCUCUAUAUCGACUACCGGUAUUUUGACCGUCACAACAUCACGCCGCGUUUUGAGUUUGGCUUCGGUCUUUCUUACACGACUUUCGAAUUUUCUUCACUUAAUAUCCACCCAUUACAGACCAAGUCUCGCCUCCCCAGCUCCCGUCCCAAGGACGCAGCCGAUCCUCCCAAGUACGACGAAGCUCCUGGCAAUCCAAGCGACUCAAUGGUCCCUGCGGGCUUCAAACUCCUUGGAAAAUAUAUCUAUCCCUACCUCCUUAACCUGGUCGGGACCGACCCCGGCCCAUACCCGUACCCGGAAGGUUACAAGACAAAGCGAACGCCAUCGGCAGCAGGCGGUGGUCCCGGUGGUAACCCGUCCCUCUACGAAGCCAUGCUGGAACUUUCCCUGCAAGUGACCAAUACCGGCAACCGCGCCGGGAAGGAAGUGGUGCAGAUCUACGUCUCCUUCCCAGACGAUGUCGCUGAACACCGCGGUCUCGGCUGGAACCGAGAGGCAAUCGAUUUCCCAGAACGCGUUCUCCGGAACUUCUCAAGAUUGAGCUCAAUCCUGGUGAGACAAAGACAGUCAACAUGA
Messenger RNA from Penicillium maclennaniae, 3036 nucleotides. RefSeq names its product glycoside hydrolase family 3 protein. Bases 1 to 3036 code for a protein of 1011 amino acids. NCBI's taxonomy places the organism in Eukaryota, Fungi, Ascomycota, Eurotiomycetes, Eurotiales, Aspergillaceae. Gene Ontology annotation, biological process: glucan catabolic process. Gene Ontology annotation, molecular function: beta-glucosidase activity. The record is from RefSeq and is a predicted model, not a curated record. The transcript has 3 exons.